AUGGACGUCUCCGAGAAAUCCCCUGUGGAGACACAUGCCCUCCGCUUGGCGGAAUCCUUGCGUUCUCGAAGUACAGUUCAAGUUGUUCUGGAAUCCAUGUUCUACGGUUCCAUUUGCACGUCUACAUUUUUCGGCAACCUCCUUAUUCUCUACAUUAUUUACAAGCCGCCGAGACUUCGAAACGUACCAGGGUUGUUUAUAGCUUCGCUCGCUUUUUCAGACACCGCAACAAUCGCCCUCGCUACUCCGCCAUCUUUUGCAUCACUCAUCGCAGGUCGCUGGACUUGUGGCUUCAUUGCAUGUCAGCUUCAAGGCUUUGUUGUCAUAGCAUCAGUAGCUGCCUCGCUGCAGAUCAUGGCCCUUAUGUCUAUCGAUCGAUAUUUCCGCGUUGUUCAACCGAUGAAGCAUCGAAUUUUCUUCACCAUGCCACGCGCACGGUUGAUGACCGCGUCGGUCUGGAUCUUAUCUCUAAUGUACCCAGUCCCUUAUCGUGCCAGUGAUAGAAAACACAUCUUCCACCCCGGAAAGUUUUUCUGUUUCCACGAAGCGGACUCAUCCUUUACAGCCGACGUUAUUUACAUCUGCAUUUUUAUUUCCCUUGCUGUUCUGUCAUUUUGUUAUUUUAAAGUUUUCAGACAUCUGAGGCUGGACACAAGACGCGUUAAAAACCUACGAGGAGCAUCUGUCGCUACAGAUGACAACACACGUCAUAUAUCACAAGAAGAGAUAAGACUUACGGGAUCUUUAUUUGUCACUGUGCUUGCAUAUCUGAUUUGUUGGACUCCUGUUCUUAUUGUCGACUUUGUAGAAACGGGUGUUGGUGAUUGGUCCCUUUCCCAUGGGGUCUAUGUCAUGUACACCACUAUUGGAACCACAAGCUCCUCUCUGAACCCCAUUAUGGAGUCCUUAAUCAAACAUUUCGUCGAGAAUACAGGAGGAUUUUUUGCUUCAAGCACUGAUUAACUGAUAUGUAAUGCGAACAAAAAAAAAACAAAUAUCAUGAAGCGGCACUUCGGAGACAGGGGGGAGGUUCAAGUGAUAUUAUUACUGCGGACAGACGGUAAUACAGUGUUCAUAUGCUGUGUGGACAGUGUGACCGAGUGAUUAAUUAGGCCAGUACUAGAUUCCGUCUUUCUACUAACCUAAUUAACUCUCCGUUAUCUUAAGUUCAAGUUCUUAGCCGUGCUCUAUAAAUUUCCAACUAACCAGCCUCUCAAAUUAUUGCCCUUGCAAACACCCCUCUGUACCUGGUUUUUAACGGACCAGAUUGAUCCAAUUUGUCACCUGGGGCCUGUUUCUCGAAAGCCCCGGAAACUUUUCGGGCUCGAAAAGCCAUUUUCAGUUAAUCGGUAUUUAAAGACAGAGAGUUAUGUACGUCUGAAACUUCUGGUACGGAAUGGAACCUCUGUU
Molecule: messenger RNA, 1410 nt
Organism: Orbicella faveolata
Lineage: Eukaryota; Metazoa; Cnidaria; Anthozoa; Scleractinia; Merulinidae
Product: neuromedin-K receptor-like
Source: RefSeq, a predicted model, not a curated record